AUGGAGGAAACAAUCGCCGAGCUACGACGUCAGCUGGAGGAAGAGAGACAGGCGCGAGAAGAAGAGAAGAAAGCGCGAGAAGAGGCAGAGCGCCGUGAAAGAGAAGAGAGACAGGCGCGAGAAGAAGAGAAGAGAGCGCGAGAAGAGGCAGAGCGCCGUGAAAGAGAAGAGAGAGAAGCGCGAGAAGAAGCAGAGCUGCGAGUGCAGCCCAACACACUGUUUCGCCUUCUUGAUCAUUGCCACAACUCUUUAUCUCAAGCGAUCCGAGUCGAGACGGAUGCGACUCUCACAACUCAGGGUGAAGCGACCAACCCAGUGAACCGACUUUACCCUAAGCGCAUAGUCCCUUGGCUUAACUUCCCUCAACUCCAAGAACAAGUCUGGAGGAAAAUUGAACGCGCGGGCGCCUUCACCUCACACCCACUCUUCCCUUCUGAUACCCAAAUCGAUUACGUUGUUACGAACAUCCAGAACAGGCCUAUCUAUUCGGAAGCGUCUCUUCGGAACUUUGAGCGAGACACAGUGGAUAACUUUGUCGAGAAAAUCAUUAAGGCGUUGCGAGAGGAUGAACUCCUUCGACAUGAGUUUGGAAUCCAGGGCCGAGUCACCUUCUAUGACCGCGCGAACCCAUCAGAAAACUCACUGGAAAACAGCUUGGAGCAAAUGAAUGUUCAGGACGUGCGGACACCUCAACCACCAGCGAAAACCAGGAAUGGAAGAGGCAGAGGAAGGGGGAAAGGACCGGCUCAGAAACAGAAGAGGGGAGGCACUACACGAAAACGCAAUCGGCGCGCUGAUCAGUUCUGCGUCCAUGUUGUGGCUGAUGAACGACAAAUACCAGUGUAUGCAGUGGAGUUCAAAGCGCCGCAUAAGGUGACAAUCCCCGAAUUAGUGGCGGGUCUACACCAGAUGGAUCUGGCUCGCGAUGUCAUUGACCAGGAAGGCGACACGUUUGAGUUUUAUGCCACCUACCUUGUCGCUGCGGUAGUCACUCAGAUAUUCUCAUAUAUGAUUGACAGUGGAGUUCAAUACGGCUACAUCUGCACGGGAGAAGCUUUUGUUUUUCUCCAUAUCCCGAAGGAUGAUCCCACAGUGGUUCAAUAUUUCAUGUGUAUCCCGAAUCAGGACGUGCAGGCGGACGAUGAAUGGCGCCUCCACCGGACCGCCAUCGGUCAGGUCCUUGCAUUCACCCUUCAAGCGCUAGCCGCCGAAGCUCCGUCUCAAGAGUGGCAUGAUGCGGCACACGAUAAGCUAAAGACCUGGGAGGUCGAAUACCUGGACGUGUUGAGAAAAAUCCCCGAGACUGUCCGUAAAGACCCGCGGGCCUCUAAUUAUCGGCCCUCGCACUGGAAACGAGACCGGAAAGUACACAACACCCGCUCUCGCGCUCAAUGCCAACCGGGUGCGUCUACGCCGAAGAACUCGUCGACUGAAGGCAGUGGGAGUGAUCAAGAAUCGCACUCGCCAUCCGUCGCAGCGGCUUCGCGUAGCCAAUCGAGCCGUGGACAAGGCAAGCUUCAAUCAGCUAGAGGAAGCGAAGGGACACAAGCCGGCCGGAACAAUAAACAGACUUCUCAAAAAGAUGGGCAAUCUGCGCGACCAUAUUGCACUAUUGCCUGCAUCCGCGGUAUGGUCAACCGAGAUCCUCUGGAUAAAGAAUGCCCCAACUGGAAACUCCACGGUGGCCAGAGACACUCCGUGGGACCGCAGGAGCUCACACGUCGGCUUCACAAUCAACUUUCCCGAAACCGAAAUCAUGGGUUUGAACAACUUCACGUCUGUGGUCGGACGGGUUACCUCAUCAAAGCGACUCUUCUAUCACACGGAUACACUGUGAUAAUCAAGGCUACCACGGCGGACAAGCAGCAUCUCAUUAAAGCAGAGGCAGACAAUUAUCGUUCUCUCAAGAGCCUGCAGGGAAAACAGAUUCCUGUCUGUCUUGGAACAUUUACGCCACAAGUCUCAUAUUGGUACCAUGGCGAAUUAAUGGCGCAGAUGAUGAUACUGAGCUGGUCUGGAAAACGGCUUCAGCAUGUCAUUAACGAUGAGAAUUCCAGAUUCUUUCAUCAGGAGCGCGACAAAGCUCUGACCGUGCUCCGGUCGCAUGGAGUUGUCCACGGCGACAGUGAGUGGCGCAAUAUGCUGUGGGAUGACCUGGGUGUUCGUCUGUUUGUAAUUGACCUGGAGGAAGUGAAAUGGUUGAAGCGCCCUCGGGCUCUUGAACCAACCUUUGGCAACAUGCGGCAUGGCCAUCGCGUCGGGGUGGGGAAAAGCAGAAAAAAGCUCCUGUCCAGCUCAAUUGCUGUCUGCUCAUGA
Penicillium nucicola is the source of this 2316-nucleotide messenger RNA. RefSeq lists its product as uncharacterized. The record is from RefSeq and is a predicted model, not a curated record. The coding region runs from base 1 to 2316 and encodes 771 amino acids. The transcript has a single exon. Lineage: Eukaryota; Fungi; Ascomycota; Eurotiomycetes; Eurotiales; Aspergillaceae.